AUGAGCAUGGGCCGACCACCACGGAAAGGCGAAAACUAUGAGCUCAGCGUGGAUCUCAAUAGCGAGUACCACAAUAAACGACAAGAUGCGAUCAAGCAUGUCAUAGUAUCUAUGACCGUUGGCAAAGGUGCUACACUUUCUCGCUUGAUCUGCUCAACAUGCUUAACGCAUCCUUAUAGACAAGAAGCUCGUGCACUCGUACACGCACUGGCAAUUAGAACUAUGGGGUGUCUGCGUGCAGAGAAGAUUAUAGACUACCUCUGCGACCCUCUUCAACGCGCCUUGCAAGAUGACAACCCAUAUGUUCGAAAGGCUAUUGCACUCUGGUUGCAAAGCUGUAUGAUCUCAAGCCCGAGCUUGUCAUCUUUGUGGUGGGUGCUCAGCCAAUCUUUUCUCGUAGCAUCCUUCAGCAUCACUAUCAACACCACCGUCCCCGGAGUAUAUGCGACUAGCACGAUCCCAGGUGUUUCAGGGUGCUACCGGAGUUCGAGCAGUUACCAGCUCUUCAUACCAUUUAUUCUCUUUUCUGUGUUCGAACUGGGUGCCAUACAAAAGUCGGUGAGGGGCGCCUCCCCUCCUCCAGAACGUCAAGGAUGGUCUCACGCUCUGGUGGCGAUGCACCGCUCGCCCAAAGCAUGUCCGCCGACUGCGCCGCCUUCUUAUAGUAGUGUUGCUUCUGCACCACCACCCACAAGGGCGCAUCUUUGGUUCCGGUCCACGGAUUCACGGUCCGCAAGCCAUGGACGAAAUGGGUUCCUCCAACGCGCUCCGGCUUAUACUGCGGACAAACAUCCAGAAGAUUGA
Molecule: messenger RNA, 804 nt
Organism: Suillus plorans
Lineage: Eukaryota; Fungi; Basidiomycota; Agaricomycetes; Boletales; Suillaceae
Exons: 5
Coding region: 1-804 (267 amino acids)
Biological process (GO): vesicle-mediated transport
Source: RefSeq, a predicted model, not a curated record